CAUGACUUUUUUCUCUUCCAGCCUUGGGAGCUGCUUAUGGAACAGCAAAGAGUGGCACAGGUAUCGCAGCCAUGUCUGUCAUGAGGCCUGAGCUGAUCAUGAAGUCAAUCAUCCCUGUCGUCAUGGCGGGUAUUAUAGCCAUCUAUGGCCUGGUAGUGGCAGUCCUCAUUGCCAACGCACUCUCUUCUUCCAUCACGCUAUUCAAGAGCUUUCUUCAGCUGGGUGCUGGCUUGAGUGUGGGCCUCAGUGGCCUGGCUGCUGGCUUUGCUAUCGGCAUCGUGGGCGAUGCAGGUGUACGGGGAACAGCACAGCAGCCCCGGUUAUUUGUGGGCAUGAUCCUCAUCUUGAUCUUCGCUGAAGUUUUGGGUCUCUAUGGCCUCAUUGUUGCCCUUAUCCUCUCUACAAAGUAAAUGUCACACUAUGAUGUAAAGAGAUAUAACAAAUCUACAUUUUAAAAAAAGCUCCAGAAUGAAAAUGGUCUCUCCAAUGUGUACAGUUGUCCCAAUUUGGUAGUUGAUCUCUUGUAAAUGCGCAACGUAUGUUAGUGACUUGUCUGUCCUGUGUAUACUUCAAUAUUAAAUUGGAUGGGCUGCUCCAAGCCUCCUGCGUGGCUUGGGGUGGCCUGUGUGCAAUUUUCCACCCAUUUGCUGUUAGUACUUUAUGUAUAAAUAUGAACUAGAUGUGUAAUUUUCUCUUCACUGGAUGUUUAUUUAUAAAAGACUUGACAUGUUCAUACACCCAUGGAGCAAGGUUUUUCAAUUUCCCAUGCUAUAUAUAUUAAUCUUAUAUAGGUAGAUUAUUACACUGUGGGGUCAAUUGUAAGUGCAGAGAAUUCCUUGGAUGUAAUUUUGAUUCUAAAAGAUUGCUGUAGUGUCCUGGUAUUGGAAUAUGAGAAUUGUCGUGUUAUAUUACAGCAAUUGUCAGAAACACUCUUGUGUUUCCAGUAGUAAAAGCGUAUGCUCCGGCAUCAAAGUCGUGCAUCCAGUGUUGGGUUACAAAGUUAUACAACGUUUCCAAAUAAAACUUCCUCACUACAUUGCUG
Tinamus guttatus (white-throated tinamou) is the source of this 1042-nucleotide messenger RNA. The record is from RefSeq and is a predicted model, not a curated record. Lineage: Eukaryota; Metazoa; Chordata; Aves; Tinamiformes; Tinamidae.